AUGUCGUGGUCUAAGGAACAAUGCCAAGUGUUGUUACAAGAGUAUCAAAAAUACCCAUGUUUGUACGCAAUAAAAACGCCAUUGUAUAGAAAUAAGCAUGCACGUUUAGAUGCUUUACAGAAAAUACAAGCGGUGGUAAAAGAAGUAAAGCCUUCAGUUAGCGUACAAGAUAUUAAACUGAAAUUUAAUGGUUUAAAAACCAAUUUUAUGACGGAAUAUAAGAAGUGGAAAUCUAGCAGGCACAGCGGAGCUGGCAACGACGAUGGUGAGGACUCGUCAUAUAAACCUACCAUAUGGUAUUUCAAACUAAUGUUUUUUCUACUGGAGCACUGCGAGGUGCGAACUGCUACCGAUUCUUUAACACAAGAGGAGACAGAAUGUGAAUCACAGGAGGCAGAAUCUACAGAAUAUACCGUAGGGGAAGAAGGUGUUUUGCAAGAGACUUCGGACAUGGAAACUCCACCGUUGGGAUCCCCAGCUGCUUCGUGUUCAUCUUCGAAUGGAAUGUGGCAGUCUAAACCCAAAAAACGCAAAAUCCAAAAUGAUUUAGUUGAAGCGAACCUCAUAAGAGAAGCCUCAAACACCCUGGCCACCAUUAAUCGUUCAAUGAGCCAAAAUAAUUACUCGAACGAUGAAGACGAAGCAUUUGCCAAGUAUGUUAGCACUAAGCUAAGGAAGAUAACCUCUGAAGCCGUGCGCAUGGAGGUUGAACAACAAAUAAUUGGGUUACUGUGUAGUGGUAUAAGAGAAUGUAACUGAUAUUUGUGUAUGAAAUAUGUUUCAUUAUUUUUUUCAAAUACAUGUAAUUACCAUAUGUGUGGAAAUCUUCAACUGGCAAACAACAACGGUUUUUCUUUAUC
This is a messenger RNA of Photinus pyralis (common eastern firefly), 860 nucleotides long. RefSeq lists its product as uncharacterized. Bases 1 to 759 code for a protein of 252 amino acids. NCBI's taxonomy places the organism in Eukaryota, Metazoa, Arthropoda, Insecta, Coleoptera, Lampyridae. The transcript is spliced from 2 exons. The record is from RefSeq and is a predicted model, not a curated record.